This is a messenger RNA of Alternaria ventricosa, 1773 nucleotides long. RefSeq lists its product as uncharacterized. Bases 1 to 1773 code for a protein of 590 amino acids. The transcript has 8 exons. Gene Ontology annotation, molecular function: protein binding. NCBI's taxonomy places the organism in Eukaryota, Fungi, Ascomycota, Dothideomycetes, Pleosporales, Pleosporaceae. The record is from RefSeq and is a predicted model, not a curated record.
AUGCACUACUCCAGCACAUCUUCGCCCAUUUGCGCUCCCAGCCAGCUGCGUCGCGGCACCGACGUGCGCACCCUCCUCCGCUUCCUUGAGUAUGGCAGUCUGCUUGUCCAGCUCAAGCUGGUCCCAAACACGACGUACCAGUUCACCGCUCCCUAUCUUGCUGACAUGAUGCCGCUGUUUGACGCUGCCGACAAUCCCUACCUUGCCUCCAGACUGUACAAGGCCCUGUCGGACGAGACUGCCCAUCACGGCACCGACAUCCAAGAGCAGACUCACAGCGCCAUCUACCACGUGCCCUAUCCCGGUGCCCGCAUGUACGAUCCACGCAUGGCGCCAGACACCCUGAGGCCGUCCAAGUGGACUUCAUUAAGCGAUGACGACGUCUUUCUCAUCCGCCUUCUAGAAGGCUACUUCCUGUACGAGUUCCCUCUGUGGCCUUGCUUCCACAAAGACCACUUCCUCGACGACAUGACUGCUGGACGGUCUGAUUACUGUUCACCACUCCUAGUCAAUGCCGUUAUCAGCGCUGCCUGCCACGGCUUGAGUACGCUUGAGCAGAGGUCUGAGUUUUGGAAUCCCAACACCUGUAGCUAUCGGUGUAUGGCUGAGACCAGACAGCUAUGGGAGCUGGAGCAGUCACAGGCCACUCCCAUCUACCUGGGACAAACAUUCCUGUCGCUCACCAAGCUUCGAUGCAUCAUGAACGACAUAGCCAGAAAGGCUCUUCCAGAGGAUGACGGAGAUAACAACCUUGAUAUUGAGCAAGCCAGUCGUUAUCAUCAUAUGCUGGUUCAAUGGUUCCGUGAUCUUCCAGAGCCGUUACAGCCACAGAAUGCCGCCAUGCCGACACAGCUUCUGCUACACAUGCAGUUCCACAACCUCGUUACCAUGACCUUCCAGUCGUUCCUGGAAAAGGAAAAGUCUCUCAAUUGGCCCAACAAUAGUGGCGCAUUUCAAAGUCCAGGCGACACUCUUUCACCUUAUUUCGCAACAAAAUAUAUCCGGAACAAAGUUGGACCGCUCAAAGAGGUUCACGUAAGGAUCACUCUCUACACCUUGAUUGUCUCCGCCCGACACCACGACCACGAUCAAACGAGCAAGAUGGCGGAAGCUGCUCAGAAGCAAGUACUGACCUCACUCAAAGGUUUCCUCGAAUCAGGCGCCUACUCCGAUCUCACCAUCACUUCUGGUAGUGACACCUUCAACGUCCACAAGGUCAUCGUCUGCGGGCGCGCCGAAUUCUUUGCCCGCACGCUGAAGUUCGCUGAGAGUGAUAUUAUUGAUCUUCCUGAGGAUGAAUCGGCUAUUGUUAAGCUUCUGGUUCAGUACCUCUACGAAGGCGAGUACGAGCCGUUCCUUCCCGACACAGGAUCCACGUUAAACCUAUCAUCAGUAAAGUUCAACUGCGAAGAAUGCAACCCUUCGGUUCCUUCACUACCUUUGCUCAAUGGCAAAGUCGAUCAACUCCUCCUCCACGCCAAGAUGUACGAAUACGCGGACAAAUACGACGUCGUAGGACUCAAAGACCUGGCUAUUGAAAAGUUCAGCCGUUCAUGCAAGCAUUUCUGGGACAAGGACCAGUUCUCCGUCGCCGCUCACCAUGUCUUCUCCACCACCGUCGACACAGACAAGGGCCUCCGCGAUAUCGUCAGUGCCACGAUCAGUGCACACAUGGGACUGGUCAAGAAGCCUGAAGUGAAGGUCCUCAUGACAGAGUUCAACGGCCUUGCUCUGGGUAUUCUGGAAGAGAAGAUCAUCGAGCAUGGCUGGUAG